This is a messenger RNA of Fundulus heteroclitus (mummichog), 978 nucleotides long. RefSeq names its product basic transcription factor 3-like 4 (gene btf3l4). NCBI's taxonomy places the organism in Eukaryota, Metazoa, Chordata, Actinopteri, Cyprinodontiformes, Fundulidae. The transcript is spliced from 6 exons. Bases 191 to 676 code for a protein of 161 amino acids. The record is from RefSeq and is a predicted model, not a curated record.
GCAGAUGGCAGCUGGCUGUGCGCUGUGAGCGGACUGGGAGGAUGUUGUUGUGGUGGUCAGAGAGCAGGAUGGCGGCGCUGGCUUCGGGUUUGGGUUCGGGUUCAUCCGCGCAGCUGUGCGACCCAAACACAAGACUGGCAGAUUCCCGUCUGAUCGUCUCAGCUGGUUUCUAAUUGGCCUGUGUGACAGCAUGAAUCAGGAGAAACUGGCUAAGCUCCAGGCGCAGGUGCGGAUAGGAGGAAAGGGCUCAGCGCGCAGGAAGAAGAAGGUGGUGCACAGAACUGCAACAGCAGAUGACAAAAAGCUCCAGAGUUCACUAAAGAAGUUAGUUGUCAACAACAUAGCUGGAAUCGAGGAGGUGAACAUGAUCAAGGACGACGGGACGGUGAUCCACUUCAACAACCCCAAGGUUCAGGCAUCUCUGUCGGCCAACACGUUCGCCAUCACGGGCCACGCUGAGACCAAGCAGCUCACAGAGAUGCUUCCCGGCAUCCUCAGUCAGCUAGGAGCGGACAGCCUCAGCAGCCUGCGCAAGCUGGCCGAGCACUUCCCCCGGCAAGCUCUCGACGGCAAAGCUCCCAAGCCAGAAGACAUCGAGGAAGAGGAGGAGGAUGAUGAUGAAGUUCCAGAUCUGGUGGAGAACUUUGACGAGGCUUCAAAGAACGAGGCCAUCUAGCGCGGUGGACCUCGUGGACCGGGCUGGACCGAGAAGACCCGGAAACGUCCCCACGCGUCCACGUUGUCCAGACAAAUCCCAUAUCAUUUGCAACAAUCCCAGAGACUUUUCUACAAUACAGCAACGCCCUCCUUAGUCAAGCUGGCGUGUGGAAAACCUGUUGGGUUUUUUUUGUUUUUUUGGUUAACGCUCAUCACCUUACUGUCAGUCAUCAUGGAGAUUACAUGCUUGACACAGAAAGUCUUAAUACAUUUUUUGUUGUUGUUGUUUAUGCCAAAAUAAAUGUGAUGAACAUUUUUUUA